UUUAAUUACCCGUAAGCCAUCGCUUAACCACACAAACAACAAUACUUCGUCUCACAUUUCUCUCUUUCUUUUAUAUUGAUUUUCUUGCUCUUUCCGGGCUUAAUUAAGCUUGCACGCACCAACCGUCCCUCUUUCGCUCACACUCUUCCUUCCACUCUCCCAAUACUCACUCACUCUCUCUAAGUUUUUGUGUAUAAAUAUGUACACGUCGUUGUAGUGGCUCUGUGCUCGCUAGCUUCGUCAUCUACCACUGCAAUUUACACGACGGCCAUGAUGAGGCUGCUGCUGGUGGCGGUGGCGGUGGCGAUGGCGGCGGUGGUUGUGGCGGCGGAGGAGAGGGCGACGUACAUCGUCCACAUGGCGAAGUCGGCGAUGCCGGCGGAGUACGGGGACGACCACGGCGAGUGGUACGGCGCGUCGCUGCGCUCCGUGUCCGGCGCCGGGAAGAUGCUGUACGCGUACGACACCGUGCUCCACGGCUUCUCCGCGCGGCUCACCGCGCGGGAGGCGCGCGACAUGGCGGCCAUGGACGGGGUGCUCGCCGUCAACCCGGAGGCGAGGUACGAGCUGCACACCACGCGGACGCCGGAGUUCCUGGGGAUCGCCGGGAACGACGGGCUGUUCCCGCAGUCCGGCACGGCGGGGGACGUCGUCGUCGGGGUGCUCGACACCGGGGUGUGGCCGGAGAGCAGGAGCUACGACGACGCGGGCCUCGGCGAGGUGCCGUCGUGGUGGAAGGGGGAGUGCAUGGCCGGGACGGGGUUCAACUCCUCCGCCUGCAACCGGAAGCUCGUCGGCGCGCGGUUCUUCAACCGUGGGUACGAGGCGGCGAUGGGGCCCAUGGACACCACCAGGGAGUCGCGCUCCCCGCGCGACGACGACGGACACGGCACGCACACGUCGUCCACGGCCGCCGGCGCCGCCGUCUCCGGCGCCAGCCUGCUGGGGUUCGCGUCCGGCACGGCGCGCGGCAUGGCGCCCAGGGCGCGCGUCGCCGUGUACAAGGUGUGCUGGCUCGGCGGCUGCUUCAGCUCCGACAUCCUCGCCGGGAUGGACGCCGCCGUCGCCGACGGGUGCGGCGUGCUCUCGCUCUCGCUCGGUGGCGGCGCCGCCGACUACGCGCGCGACAGCGUCGCGAUCGGCGCGUUCGCGGCGAUGGAGCAGAACGUCCUGGUGUCCUGCUCCGCGGGGAACGCCGGGCCCGGCACGUCCACGCUGUCGAACGUGGCGCCAUGGAUCACCACCGUGGGCGCGGGGACGCUCGACCGCGACUUCCCGGCGUACGUCUCGCUUGGCAACGGCAAGAACUACACCGGCGUCUCCCUCUACGCCGGGAAGGCCCUCCCCUCCACCCCGCUCCCCAUCGUCUACGCCGCCAACGCCUCCAACUCCACGGCGGGCAACCUCUGCAUGCCAGGGACGCUCACGCCGGAGAAGGUGGCCGGCAAGAUCGUCGUCUGCGACCGCGGCGUCAGCGCGCGGGUCCAGAAGGGCUUCGUCGUGCGCGACGCCGGCGGCGCGGGCAUGGUGCUCUCCAACACCGCCACCAACGGCGAGGAGCUCGUCGCCGACGCGCACCUCCUCCCCGCCGCGGGCGUGGGCGCGAAGGAAGGCGCCGCAAUAAAGGCGUACGUGGCCUCCGACCCGAGCCCCACGGCCACCAUCGUGGUCGCCGGGACGCAGGUGGACGUGCGCCCGUCGCCGGUGGUCGCCGCGUUCUCGUCGCGCGGGCCCAACAUGCUGACGCCGGAGAUCCUGAAGCCGGACAUCAUCGCGCCGGGGGUGAACAUCCUCGCGGCGUGGACCGGCAAGGCUGGGCCGACGGGGAUCGCCGCCGACACGCGCCGCGUCGCCUUCAACAUCAUCUCCGGCACGUCCAUGUCGUGCCCGCACGUGAGCGGCCUCGCCGCGCUGCUGAGGAGCGCGCACCCGGAGUGGAGCCCCGCCGCCGUGCGGUCGGCGCUCAUGACCACCGCCUACUCCACCUACGCCGGCGCCGGCGACGCCAACCCGCUCCUCGACGCGGCGACCGGCGCGCCCGCCACGCCGUUCGACUACGGCGCCGGCCACGUCGACCCGGCCAGCGCCGUCGACCCGGGACUCGUCUACGACCUCGGCACCGCCGACUACGUCGACUUCCUCUGCGCGCUCAACUACACGUCCACCAUGAUCGCCGCCGUGGCGCGGAGCAAGAGCUACGGCUGCACGGAGGGCAAGGCCUACUCCGUGUACAACCUCAACUACCCGUCCUUCGCCGUGGCGUACUCGACGGCGAGCAGCCAGGCGGCGGAGAGCUCCGGCGCGGCGGCGACGACGGUGACGCACAGGCGCACGCUCACCAACGUCGGCGCGGCGGGGACGUACAAGGUGAGCGCGGCCGCCAUGCCUGGCGUGGCCGUGGCCGUGGAGCCGACCGAGCUGGCGUUCACGUCGGCCGGCGAGAAGAAGAGCUACACGGUGAGCUUCACGGCGAAGUCGCAGCCGUCGGGCACCGCCGGAUUCGGCCGCCUCGUCUGGUCGGACGGCAAGCACAGCGUGGCGAGCCCGAUGGCAUUUACGUGGACAUGAUGAGCGCCGCCAAGUCAGAGUGGUCACCACACACACACGCACACUACCACGGUUAAAGGGCUGGAGUGUAAAAAAAAUAUUUGGGUGGAUUUGGGAGGGGGUUUAAAAAUUUGGUGGUAUUUCGAAGUGUUCAUAAUGCUAUUAAUCUUAAAGUUUAGAUGGUGAUUUUUGAGAGUGAAUGUUGAUGGGAGGUCUUGGGUGAUGGGUUGGAUGGAUGUUGCUUUCUUGGAAUCAAAUUAUUAGAGUUAGGUUGGAAUCUUGGGGCUCUUGGCUAGCUAAGAUUGGGGCCAGGGCAGGGCUGGACCAGAUUGCAACUUUUGCAAGGGCAGCUACACACUUUCACUGUAACAAGAGGAAACUUGUUGGGGGGGGGGGGGGGGGGCUAAAACAUAAAUGUCCUCAACAAGUUCCCAGCAAAAUGUUUCACCUAAAUUAUUCUUUGUUCAAUGGCAUUUCCUGGAGUGUUAAAAGGUGAUUUUGCUUGUGUGAUGAUUGUUUUUUUCUUAUGGGCUGCUAGUUACUCUCAGCAAAAUUACUACACAUCUACAUCAAAUACAUCAAUGAUGUAAUGCAGUGGACAGCACGAUGUAAUGGUGCCUUUGGGGCGAAGCUUUUGUGACGAAUUUCAACUCAAGUGGAUUGAAACAGGAUCCAUGCUGUGCGUAAUCGCACUAGAAACUCUUUGCUGUUUGUCGCGUCCACGAUGUUUUCUUGGCUGUUAUUUAUUUGAGCUUGUACGACCCAUGACGUAUGCUUGCAUAAUAUAAAAAGCAUGUCAUACAUGUGUUUGUGUACUCCUAUA
Molecule: messenger RNA, 3370 nt
Organism: Oryza sativa Japonica Group (Japanese rice)
Lineage: Eukaryota; Viridiplantae; Streptophyta; Magnoliopsida; Poales; Poaceae
Product: subtilisin-like protease SBT1.7
Biological process (GO): proteolysis
Molecular function (GO): serine-type endopeptidase activity
Source: RefSeq, a predicted model, not a curated record